Mangifera indica (mango) is the source of this 4194-nucleotide messenger RNA. Its product is annotated as pumilio homolog 2-like. Gene Ontology annotation, biological process: post-transcriptional regulation of gene expression. Gene Ontology annotation, molecular function: mRNA binding. The transcript is spliced from 9 exons. Bases 562 to 3738 code for a protein of 1058 amino acids. Lineage: Eukaryota; Viridiplantae; Streptophyta; Magnoliopsida; Sapindales; Anacardiaceae. Gene Ontology annotation, cellular component: cytoplasm. The record is from RefSeq and is a predicted model, not a curated record.
UUUGGUCAAUAACUCCUAUUUUAUAGGGCAUCCAUUUCAUUACACUAUUCAUUGUUUUUCCAUUUUUUCUUUUUACUAUCACUAUUUAAUCCCCUCCCAAUAAACCCUACUAGGGGUUCUUGUCAGAACCAAUCGCCGCCCGAUUCAUCUCUUCCUUUCUUUUCCUCUUGCCUUACUGUUUCAACUGUUUUUCAUUUUUGUGUAUUUACAACAGUUGUUCUCUCUUCUUCCAUGGAAAACAUGUUGCACAUCUUUUGUUUCCUGAUUCCAUUUUAGGAUGACACAAUCCAUCUUUUAAUCGUUCUUUGUUGCUUUCAUCUUCUGGUUAUUUUAGUUUUAGUUUUGGUUUUUCAGGUGAUACAAGUUUUGGUUUUUACUCCCUUAAACUUUAGUUUUUUGGCUCUGUAAAUAUGGGGUCUAGUUCUUAUGUCCUUGAAAGGCUCUAUUUUGUGGAUGCUUUGGGGUUUACAGUUUGAUUAUUGCAUAUGGGUGGAGUACUGAUUGUUUUCUCACUUAGUUGAACAAUAAGGGUUAUGAUCAAUUAGGUUUCUUCUUUAGAUAAUGUUAUCUGAAUUGGGGAGGAGACCGAUGAUAGGUGGAAACAACGGUUCGUUUGGUGAUGAUUUGGAGAAGGAAAUAGGAUUAUUGCUCCGUGAACAGCGUAGUAGACAAGAGUCUGAUGAUCGUGAGCGUGAGCUUAACUUGUGUAGAAGUGGUUCAGCACCACCGACUGUGGAGGGUUCUCUGAGUGCUUUUGGUGGCUUAUAUGGCGGCGCUUUUGGUGCGAAUAGCACAUCCUUCUUGGAGUUUUCUAGGGGUAAACUUGGAAAUAAUAAUAACGGUUUUUCUUCUGAGGAGGAGCUUAGGUCUGAUCCAGCUUAUCUCUCAUAUUACUACUCUAAUGUGAAUCUGAACCCCAGGCUUCCGCCUCCUUUGCUUUCUAAGGAGGAUUGGAGAUUUGCUCAGAGAUUGAGAGGAGAGAGCUCAGUGUUGGGUGGGAUGGGAGAUAGGCGGAAAGUGAAUAUAGGACCUGAUAAUGGUGGUGGUGGUAGUAGGUCUUUAUUUUCUAUGCCACCAGGGUUUGAUUCAAGGAAACAAGAGAGUGAGCUGGAGCCUGAGAAGGUUCGCGGCUCAGUGGAUUGGGGUGGUGAUGGACUUAUUGGCUUAUCGGGAAUAGGACUCGGCAACAAACAGAAGAGCCUUGCUGAAAUCUUUCAGGAUGACUUGGGGAGAACAACACCUGGCACAGGGAACCCAUCUCGUCCUGCUAGUCGUAAUGCUUUUGACGAAAACCUUGAGACCAUUGGUACUGCUGAAGCUGAACUGGCUAAUCUGCGAUCUGGUGCAAAUGUUCAAGGCUCAUCCACUGUCCACACUAUUGGCACACUUUCUUCAUAUUCAUAUGCGGCUGCUUUAGGUGCUUCCUUGUCUAGAAGUACCACUCCUGAUCGCCAACUUGUUGCUAGAGCAACUAGUCCUUGCCCAACACCAAUUGGUGGAGUGAGAGUUGGUGCCUCAGAAAAGAGAGGCAUGAUGAGUCCAAACUCAUUUUCAGCAGUCUCCUCUGGCAUGAAUGCGUCUUCAGAUCUGGUAGCUGCUUUGUCUGGCAUGAACUUGUCAACAAAUGGAGUGAUAGAUGAUGAAAACCAACUGUCUCAACAGAUAGAACAGGAUGUUGAGAAUCAGCGAAAUUAUUUGUUUGCUGUGCAGGGUGGUAAGAAUCAUAACAAGCAACAGAAUUACCCCAAAAAAUCAGAAUCUCGGCAAUUAUCUAUGCCUUCAGCUCAUCAAUCAGGUAAAAUGUCUUACGCUGAUUUGGGUAAGAGUAAUGGAGGUGGCUUGGACCUGAACAACUCAUCCUUUGUGGCUUAUAGGCAAGCUGAACUACAAAACUCUGCUGUUCCUACUAAUAAUUCGUACUUGAAAGGAUCAUUGAUAUCCACUCUUAAUGGUGGAAGUGGUUUACCUGCUCAGUAUCAGCACAUAGAUGGUAUGCAAAACUAUGGAUUAAGUGGUUACUCCCUGAAUCCAUCUUUGGCCUCUGUCAUGGCUAGCCAACCUGGUGCUGGUAAUCUGCCACCAUUACAUGAAAAUGUUGCUGCAGCAUCAGCUAUGGCAGUCCAUGGAAUGGAUUCAAGAGUUCUUGGAGGAGGUUUGGCUGCUGGACAAAAUCUAAACGCAGCAUCUGACUCACAGAAUCUCAGUAGAUUUGGGAAUCAAAUGGCUGGGGGUGCACUUCAGGGCUCAUUUGUCGACCCAAUGUAUCUCCAGUACUUGAGAACUUCUGAAUAUGCUGCUCAGCUUGCAGCUCUUAAUGAUCCCUCAGUGGAUAGGAACUUCCUCAGCAAUUCAUACAUGAAUCUUCUUGAACUGCACCAAGCGUAUCUUGGAGUUCUGCUUUCACCUCAGAAAUCACAGUAUGGUUUUCCAUUAGGCGGUAAGUCUGGUGGUUCUAAUCAUCUGGGUUAUGGUGGAAGCUCUGCCUUUGGGCUUGGGAUGUCCUAUCCAGGUAGUCCUUUGGCAAAUCCUGUUAUUUCAAUCUCCUCAGUGGGACAUGGUAGUCCUAUCAGACACAAUGAGCCAAACUUACUCUUUUCUGGGAUGAGAAACUUAGCUGGGGGGGUCAUGGGACCUUGGAAUUUGGAUGGUAGUAUUGAUGAUCACUUUGGGUCGUCUUUGCUAGAAGAGUUCAAGGGCAACAAAACAAAGUCUUUUGAACUUUCAGAAAUUGCAGGCCAUGUCGUAGAGUUCAGCAGUGCAGAUCAGUAUGGUAGCCGAUUCAUUCAACAAAAACUUGAAACAGCCACUAUGGAAGAGAAGAACAUGGUUUAUCAGGAAAUCAUGCCUCAAGCUCUUGCUUUGAUGACUGAUGUAUUUGGUAAUUAUGUCAUUCAGAAGUUUUUUGAGCAUGGUCUUGCAUCUCAGCGAAGAGAGCUUGCAAGCAAGCUUUUUGGUCACGUUUUAACCCUUAGCCUUCAAAUGUAUGGUUGCCGAGUGAUCCAGAAGGCCAUAGAAGUUGUUCAUCUGGAUCAGAAAAUAAAAAUAGUUGAAGAACUUGAUGGUCAUGUGAUGCGUUGUGUUCGUGACCAGAAUGGAAAUCAUGUCAUCCAGAAAUGUAUUGAAUGUGUUCCUGAAGAGAAUAUUCAAUUUAUUGUCACAACAUUUUUUGAUCAAGUUGUAACCCUUUCUACCCAUCCUUACGGGUGUCGUGUAAUACAGAGAAUACUGGAACACUGCAAGGACCCCAAAACGCAGAGUAAGGUUAUGGAUGAGAUCCUAGGAAAUGUCAGCAACCUAGCACAGGAUCAGUAUGGCAAUUACGUCGUUCAGCAUGUCCUGGAGCAUGGGAAGCCACAUGAGCGUUCUAUUAUAAUUGAGGAGUUAGCUGGGAAGAUAGUUGAAAUGAGUCAGCAGAAAUUUGCUUCCAAUGUUGUCGAGAAGUGUUUAACUUUUGGUGGCCCUACUGAACGUCUGUUACUGGUGAAUGAGAUGCUUGGCUCUACUGAUGAGAAUGAGCCUCUUCAGGCAAUGAUGAAAGAUCAGUUUGCAAACUAUGUUGUACAAAAAGUUUUGGAGACCUGUGAUGACCAACAGCGAGAGUUGAUCCUUUCACGAAUUAAAGUUCAUCUGAAUGCUUUAAAGAAGUACACUUAUGGAAAGCAUAUUGUUGCACGUGUAGAGAAACUUGUUGCUGCUGGGGAAAGGAGAAUUGCUGCUCAGUCUCCACAGCCCGCUUAAAGUGGCAUAGUAAAGAAAGAUGUUUGUACAGCUAACUGAGGCUAGUGUGAGCUUCAUCUUUUUCGUCUUUCUUUCUUCCCUAUCUUUUAAAAAUGGGUGGCUACAAGUUGAUUGAAAAUAAAUCGUUGGCUGUACUUGAAACUGUACAUUGUGUAGUUUAGGGGUUUAUACAGCUGAGGUUCAGACACCUGAUGCCCCUGCAGAGGAGAUAAAAAUGACACGAGGGUGUAAAAAUAAUUAAAUGUUGUUGAGGUAGUUUAAGUUUAUAUUGUAUGGUAACGUGACUGUACAAAAAUGUUUGCAUGUUGAGAGCUGUCUGUUGAUGUUUAGUUGAGGCUGAAUUGCUUUUACUGUAUGGUUAAUGACUUUUCUAUGCCUUUUUGUUUAGAAAAGAACAAUUUUCUUAAUGCCUGUUUCAUGUCAAGUGUUGGUUAUGCUUGAGCGGGCAUUUGUUUA